AUGCACCCAGCACAAGUUGGGAGUGACGGGCGUGUCACGGUCGCCCUAAACCUCUCGGCAGGCCGCUGCACGGCCGUGGAGAACAACCGGCAGCGCAGCACAAUCUGCAUCGUCCACGGCGACCCCGCGACUGGCAAUCCCGCGGGUUUGGCGAUGCCAUCGCCGAGUGAGUGGGGCAGGACGGGAGCUGGCGAAGCAGAUUGUGGGGGUGGUGAGAUGUUGGUUGUGCGCACGCCGUUUCUCACAGUAGAGGGUGGCGAGACCGAAACACUACCGUAUUCAGCGUACACUCGGGCGCUGGCGGCACACGUGGCAACGAUACUCACGGAGAGGGAGGGCGCAGAGCUGCUCACCGUCGCACACGGGGCUGCAGGGAGCGGGAAGUCCAUCCAGCUGUUUGGUCCCAUCGUCGGCGGGAGUGAGGUGGGGCGGUGUGGUGACGGGCACGGCGGUGGUCUGCUCGCUGCCGUUCUGCAACGCAUCUUUGCUGCCGUGCAUCUUGAUCCGAGUGUGGCGCUCAGCGUUGUCGAGUGCAGGCCUGCCCCGGACGACGGCGAUAGGCGUCGUCCCUGCAGUGGGACGGGGCGACGCGUGGACGAUGACGAAGAUGCGGGGGUGGUCGCCGUGGAGGCCGUCGACCUGCUCGCCCGUGCCACGGACAAGGGAUCUCCCACAGGCUGCUUCAUGGAAGAUUACGCGGACAUCCCCGCCACCCGCUACCUUCGCUGCAGCAGUGCCGCAGAGGCCAUGGCUGUGCUGCACACGGCGCUCUCCCACUCGCUGGCGUGGCAGCCCGUGAGAACGGCACUGGCGCAAGGCUCAGCCGACGUCUUUGGGCUGCCCGACAUCCGAUGGAACGCGGAGCGACGGCGUCGUGCGGCCGAGGCAAGGGAGGAAGAGGAGCAAGAGCAACAAAGAGAAGCGUUUGUAGGAGCUCACUGCACUGCAGGCGCCGCAGAUUUUUUGCGCCCAACGGCAGGCGCAAGCUCGCACAUUCUUGUGACGCUGCUGCUUCGCCACGGCGGCGGGGCGGCGAACAUCUGGCGAAUGUGGGACCUUUCAGGUCCCUCCGUGUGGGCGGACGACGGAACUCCCGCCUCGCGUCUGGCCUUCAACACACACACCGCGGUUUCUCUUAUGGCGCACCGCUACAUGCACCGGGACCAGCUGCAGGGUGGGUGGUGGAGCGCCGCCUCUUUGCCGGAGCAUAUUGCGGAGAUCGUUCCGCUUGCCUCCACCCACCAGCCGCACGGCGGGCGAGGGGACCCGGUCACCACCAUGAUUGAGGCGACUCUGCAGCACUCCUGCUCCGCCGUCGUUUGGAUCGCCUCGCUGCGGUUUGAUGCCUGCUUUGACGACGUCAACGGGGAUGUGCUGGAGGCCGCCGCGGCACUGUUGACGGGCGGAGACGGGACAAACGGCGAGGUGAUUGCGGAGUUGCGGCGCAGGCGGCGGCAGGAGAACGUUGCUGCUGCCUCGCGCGUGAUGGAUCUUUUUGCGGUCGCCUUUUCGUCCGCUGUGUGGCGGCCGCAGCGUGCAGAAAGGCUUCCUGCCUGUGCCACACCGCCGAAUACUGCGACACCCCCCGACGCGGCUGCCUCCGUGGCGGGAGCGACGACGCCAACAUCGGCGUCCCGAUGGCGCCGCCUCAUCUCUCCAGAGCGUGGGGCGGUGGGGUGCUUUACGGCGGCAGGCGCCGAGACAAGGGUUGACGCUGACGCCGGUGCCCCCGUUGCACCUGUCAUGACUGUGGACAUCGCUGCAGCGACUCACCAUGCCUCUGGUGCUUCAGUGUGUUCUCCGCCAGGCGCAGCCGCCGCUGCUGCUGCUGCUGCCGCCGCCGUUCUGGGGACCUCGCCUUGGGUACCAUCUGUUGAUUGUGAGUCGUGCCUGGAGGCUCCGUCCCUGCACAAAGGUCAAACACCAUCAAAUGAGCCCCAAGUGCAGCGGCGCGAGGGCCACAAUCAGAGCUGGCGCUCGCCGUACGCACUACCACCACCACCACUAUCACUACGGCCGCUGUCGCCGUCGCCGUUGUUGCAGAUGCCGCCGGUGGGGGAGAAGGUGGGAGGGGACGCAGGGAGCCCUGGCGGGGCGUCGCCGUUGUCUCCACCGUCCGUGGUGGGCACGGAGUACCCUGAGAAGGCCGUCACAACGGCCCACAACUUAAACUGGAAGGAACUGUUGUGGGAGACUGCCUCACACGACGGCGACGUGGGUGGCGAAGACGUGCCAAGCUCGCAUCGGGGGACAGCGGCUCCGCCGGGGCGUGGGCCGACAGAUCUCGCCAGCACCGUUCGGCUUCUGCUUGAGGAGCCACUGGCACAGCUGCGGGAAAUUUCUGCGCAAUACGAGGAGGAUCUGGCGCUGCACCGUCAGCGUGUAGCUGCGGAGCUGGGCGCCGUGCUCUCUUCGCACGGAGUUGCCUCAGAGGGACGGCAGCGCCGCUUCACAACUUGGGAUCGGCGGAAGAAGAAGAAGAAGAAAAAGCGGCGAGGGCGUUGCACGACAAGAGUGUCGUCAUGCCUCGUCAGUCUCAUUGGCAGCGCGGUGACGACAGCAGGGGGGAGACGGCGCCGUUGGAUGUAUUUGGGCCCACGGUCGCGCUGCAGGUCAGCCUAG
Messenger RNA from Trypanosoma rangeli, 2622 nucleotides. RefSeq lists its product as uncharacterized. Lineage: Eukaryota; Euglenozoa; Kinetoplastea; Trypanosomatida; Trypanosomatidae. The record is from RefSeq and is a predicted model, not a curated record. The coding region runs from base 1 to 2622 and encodes 873 amino acids. The transcript has a single exon.